Messenger RNA from Theobroma umbraticum, 1082 nucleotides. RefSeq names its product NDR1/HIN1-like protein 12. Gene Ontology annotation, biological process: defense response to other organism. Lineage: Eukaryota; Viridiplantae; Streptophyta; Magnoliopsida; Malvales; Malvaceae. Gene Ontology annotation, cellular component: plasma membrane; plasmodesma. The record is from RefSeq and is a predicted model, not a curated record.
CCAAUUCACAUUAAUUCUAUCUUCCCUUUUGUCUAAAGUCCAAUUUGCAAUCAUACACAUGGAAAACCAAAAAAGAUGUGCGCAUUAAAUUAGCACCUCAUCAAAACCAUAUCGCAAAAUUAAUCUACUCUUCCCUAACUUUAAUACACAUCUCUAUAAAAAUGAGUCUCAUCUCAGUGUUUCCCUCUUGCUAAAUCUAUCACUCCAAAAAGCUUCUGAUAUCUCUUUCUUAUUUUCUCAGCUUGAGAUCUUAACAUCUCCACCACUUAAACCAACUCCACCAAAACCAGCUGCACCACCUGCAGUGAUGACGGCCAAGGACUGUGGCCACCACGACGGUAAGAAACAGCUUGUCAAGCGCAUAGUGAUAGCCAUUGUUGGGUUUUUGAUCGUCUUUGCCAUAGUGGUUUUCCUUGCAUGGGCGAUUCUCCACCCUGCCAAGCCCCGGUUCAUCCUCCAGGAUGUGACUAUUUACACUUUCAACCUCACAGCUCCAAACUUUCUUACUUCAGACAUGCAAAUCACUUUAUCUUCCAGGAAUCCCAACGACAGGAUCGGCAUUUACUACCAGAAACUCGAUAUGUACUCAUCUUAUCGUAACCAGCAGAUAACUUUACCGACACUACUGCCAAGAACCUACCAGGGUCACCAGGACGUCACUAUUUGGUCCCCAUUUUUGUACGGAAAUGCUGUGCCUGUGGCUCCAUUUCUUGAGGCAGGGUUGAGCCAGGACAUGAAUGCGGGGUUGGUGUUGCUCAACAUCAAGGUUUUCGGGCAAUUGAAAUGGAAGGUUGGGACUUGGAUUUCAGGUCGGUAUCAAAUUAACGCGAAUUGUCCAGCUUAUAUUUCCUUUACGGAUCGAACUAAGGCCAUCCAAGUUGGUUCGGCUAUGAAGUAUCAGCUUGUGCAAAUUUGCAGCGUGGACGUUUCUCUUAACUAGUUUUUUUUUCUGUCUCAUCCGAAAAAACAUAGUUUUAUUCUAGUUUUUUUCCCUUAUUGUCGGUUAUAUGACUUCUUUUCAUGUAAUAUGUGACUACUUUUACAUUUUUAUAUAUAUUCAGUCUUUUUACUUCUUCUGUCAA